This is a messenger RNA of Astrephomene gubernaculifera, 1221 nucleotides long. The record is from the annotation of a GenBank genome assembly. Lineage: Eukaryota; Viridiplantae; Chlorophyta; Chlorophyceae; Chlamydomonadales; Astrephomenaceae.
CUUAUGUAUAAUGCGAGUUUAACACAGAGGUUUAACUGAACGUAUCUAUCCUAACAUUCCCUUAUAGUCAGUUAUAGUACUAAAGUAUUCGAAGCUUCAAAGAACAUCUCGUCGCCAUCCCAUUGACCGCACGACCUAAUAGUGUUAGGCCGCAGAGGUACUGGAUACGUAGCUUUACCUCCAUGACUUCUCAGAAUUCAACUAGUGCAAUGCACAUCAGGCCCCAGCUCCAUGAUCCGCAAGCGGAUGGCUCCAUUAUUAGGGCGGUUGAGCAAGUCUGCCCGCAUUGCCAGGCAGACUACUCCACCCACAACGAGCCCAACUUCAAUAGUCAUAUAGAAGCGUGCGCAAGGAAGUCAGCAAAGCGAGCAAAGAAACCGUCGGGGCUUUGGCGGUGUCCGGUACCCGGCUGCAAGAAGGCGCUACCGCUGAACAACGCCUACAAUAUAGCGGAGCACGAGCGAGCGUGCAGAGCGGCCCACGGGCCAGCCAGCAUCAGCAACACGCCUAACAUCAUGUCGUACUUCAAGCGAUCCAAGCGGCCACGGCUUGAAGGCAACACGCCUGAAAUGGCCACAUCACAACCCCACAAGGUCCCCGAUGCGGAGAAGCGGCUGAGAGCUGACUUCCUGAUUGACACCGCCACGGACCUGGCCGCCACUCGGGCGCAGGUGGGGCAGCUGGUGGCGCGGCUGGGGGGCAGCAGCAGCAAGGGGAGUGGAAGUGGGGGUAAAAUGUAAAAAUAAAAAGUGCAGCAGUGGUAGUGUGGGUAUGGAAGGAGCCACCAGCCGUGCUGACUAGGCGCGCCUACCUACCUACCUACCGGCUGGGAGUUGAGUGGGGUUAAGCGGGUAGCGAUGAGGGGCAGGAACGAGGACGGGUGGCAUGGACGUGGGUGAAGGUAGCUAGCUGGGGGCGAUGCAAUUAAUGCAUUGGCAAAGUAGCAUAGCAGCGGGGUCGCAUGCCGUGGGGACUGCAACCAUUGCGUGCCCGCCCAUUGCCCUGUGGCGCUGGCGGAAGGCAUCAUGGUAUACCGCCGCUAAGCCGUGGUGUUGGUGCUCAUGGGUGUGCGUUGUUUGUACUGCAUAGUUGGAUAGUAUAUAAGGUUCCCGGAGAUAUGAGCAGUGCAGGCAGACGGGCUCGUUACACAGCAGAUAGUAGCUAGAGUGGAGCAGAGUAAAACGACAGACCCACGGGUCACAAUGUAACCGAGUCAACAAA